Molecule: messenger RNA, 836 nt
Organism: Symsagittifera roscoffensis
Lineage: Eukaryota; Metazoa; Xenacoelomorpha; Acoela; Convolutidae
Exons: 3
Coding region: 5-694 (229 amino acids)
Biological process (GO): protein targeting to membrane; ubiquitin-dependent protein catabolic process via the multivesicular body sorting pathway; protein targeting to vacuole
Cellular component (GO): ESCRT I complex
Source: RefSeq, a predicted model, not a curated record
GAACAUGGACCUUCUGCCGACUGCGCCAGAUGCUCCCGAUGGCAACCACCGAUUGUACUCGGGCGACAAUAUCAGAGUUCUGUGUUCCAAAAUGGAACAGUGCCUUUCGCCGAAUUUUGCACAAAAAGACGUCAGCGAGCUGCAAUAUAUCCUCUCAAAGGAAGAAGAGAUGCUGGAACUUCAAAUGAGGGCUCCAAAAACUAUUAAUAUGAAUCAGAAUAUACAGACGCUGAUAGACCAUACGAAAGAAGCGGCCAGCUACAAUUUGAGAAUGGAGGGUACUUUAUCAGAAAGAGGAGCCCAGCUGCUGUCUUCAGUUAAGAGCAUCGAGAAGCUAUCCAGAGAAGUAUCUGAGCUGCAAGAGAAGCUGCAGAGUGCAAUCGAAUCUUGUGGACCCGAAUCUCAGUACUACAAUUUGCAAGUGGCAGUGUUGCAAGCAGACGAGGAGUGUGAGAAACUGAACCGAGACAUGUUCUCUGGGGGAGGGGGCAAUCAGAGGAAAAAGGGGGAGCAAGAGGAGAGUGGGGGGAUGAGUGUGGAGCAAUUUAUAGAGAAAUAUAGAGAGAAGAGGAGAAUUUAUCAUCUGAGGAGAGCCAAACAGCAGCAGUUUGAGAGACUCAUGAGAGAAGACCUCACAGCUACACGCAACAACAACACCCUCAAUAGUACUGCACACAAUAACAACUCAUCAUAAAUAGAAGAAGCUCAAUCGGUGUCUAUAAAUUACUAUUUAUUUAAUCUUUACUUAUCAUUAUAUUUUAUUUAGUACACAUUUUCAUACAGUAUGUUAGCUUUUCUGACAAAAUAGUGAGCAAAUAAAGAUAUUUUUGAUAAAA